AUGAGUCAUGUGGCCGUCGAUAAUGCACACGGUCUAGAACAGCAGCUUGCUGUGUUAGACUUGAACGCAACAGACGCACAAGGCCGACGAUACGUUCCUCCACAUUUGCGGAACAAAGAUCCUACAAAAAAUGCUGGAAACGCUUUUGUCCCACGUCAGGGAGCGUACCCCAUGGCACCAGCCGCCAACUACGGGUGGGAUGCGGCUCGCAGCAACUUUGUCAACGGUUUCCACGACAACCGGAUGGCGGGCGGCAACACAUUCACGCGAGGCCCGCCUCGAAUGGAGCGCAACCGGGGGGGAGGCGGCUUCCGGGGCAACAGGGGCGGAGCCUUCAACCCCAUGACCGCCACGCAGCCAAUGGGCUUUGUUGCGUUCGAGAACAAAGACACAAGUGGCUGGAAUGCAACAAAAGAAGCGUACAGUAAUUUUGGAAACAACCGCGGCAAAUCUGCUUUCUUCAACGACAGAGGAAACGCCAACCGGGGAAGGUUUGAGCACGGAAGCUUCAACGCUCCGGGAAACAGUCGCUGGGUGGACGAGUCUCGCGAAGAUGGAGACUGGUCCAAACCGACACCGCAGAACGAGAGGGUCGAGCAUGAGCUGUUCUCUGGCUGCAACAACGGCAUUAACUUUGAGAAGUACGACGACAUUCCUGUAGAAGCAACCGGACAGAACUGCCCCCACCACAUCGAAAGCUUUCAGGACGUGGACAUGGGGGAGAUCGUCAUGGGGAACAUCGCCCUGAGCCGCUACACUCGCCCCACACCGGUGCAGAAGUACGCCAUCCCCAUCAUCAAGGGCAAGAGGGACCUGAUGGCCUGCGCACAGACUGGAUCAGGGAAAACCGCAGCCUUCCUGUUGCCCAUUCUCAGCCAGAUUUACGCCGAGGGUCCAGGAGAAGCUCUGAAUGCAGCCAAAGCCUCCGGACAGGAGAACGGAAAGUACGGCCGUCGUAAGCAGUAUCCCAUUUCUCUGAUUCUGGCUCCGACUCGAGAACUGGCUUUGCAGAUUUAUGACGAGGCCAGAAAGUUUUCAUAUCGCUCGCGAGUACGGCCUUGCGUGGUGUACGGUGGGGCAGACAUCGGGGGUCAGAUUCGGGACCUUGAGCGAGGCUGCCAUCUGCUAGUGGCCACUCCAGGACGUCUGGUCGACAUGAUGGAGCGUGGCAAGAUCGGCAUGGACUACUGCAAUUACCUGGUUUUGGACGAGGCCGACCGGAUGCUGGACAUGGGGUUCGAGCCUCAGAUUAGACGCAUCGUGGAGCAGGACACGAUGCCCCCAAAAGGAAUUAGACAGACCAUGAUGUUCAGCGCCACCUUCCCCAAAGAAAUACAGAUCCUGGCGCGGGACUUCCUGGAGGAGUACAUCUUCUUGGCAGUGGGCCGCGUUGGCUCCACUUCAGAAAACAUCACCCAGAAAGUGGUUUGGGUCGAAGAGAGUGACAAACGGUCCUUCCUCCUGGAUCUGCUGAGCGCCACAGUCGUCCCCACUGAGGCACAGGACAAUGCAGCAGACAACCUAGAGAAACCUGGGAAAGACUCGCUGACGUUGGUGUUUGUGGAGACAAAGAAGGGCGCAGAUGCUCUGGAGGACUUCCUGUAUCGCGAGGGCUACGCCUGCACCAGUAUCCACGGCGACCGCUCCCAGAGAGACCGCGAGGAGGCGCUAAGCCAUUUCCGGUCCGGGAAGUGCCCCAUCCUGGUGGCCACUGCGGUGGCGGCUCGUGGUCUGGAUAUUUCCAACGUGAAACAUGUGAUCAACUUCGACCUGCCCAGUGACAUCGAGGAGUACGUCCACCGCAUUGGGCGCACAGGACGAGUAGGAAACCUCGGUCUGGCCACGUCUUUCUUCAACGACAAGAAUGGAAACAUCACUAAAGACCUGCUGGACAUCCUGGUGGAGGCCAAACAGGAGGUGCCAUCGUGGCUCGAGUCUCUGGCGUACGAGCACCAGCACAAGAGCAACAACAGGGGGCGCAAGAGGUUUUCCGGUGGAUUCGGGGCACGUGAUUAUCGUCAGACUGCAGCCGGAACAAAUGCUGGAGGCUUUGGAGCGCGUGGAGGUCGCAACCAGACCGGACAUGGAGGGAACCGCGCUUUUGGAGGAGGAGGAUUUGGAAACUUCUACGCAGCCGAUGGCUACGGAGGAAACUACUCUCACACCCAGGUGGACUGGUGGGGCAACUAG
Molecule: messenger RNA, 2190 nt
Organism: Knipowitschia caucasica
Lineage: Eukaryota; Metazoa; Chordata; Actinopteri; Gobiiformes; Gobiidae
Source: the annotation of a GenBank genome assembly